AUGCCGAAGUCAAAGAGGGAUAAGAAAGUGUCCUUGACAAAAACAGCCAAGAAGGUGGAGGCAAAGCAGAACUUGAUCGAGGAGCUGAGAAAAUGUGUAGACACGUACCGGUACGUGUUCAUCUUCUCUGUGGAAAACAUGAGGAACAGCAAACUUAAAGAUGUCAGAGCAGCAUGGAAACACAGUCGUUUCUUUUUUGGUAAGAAUAAAGUGAUGAUGAUCGCGCUUGGAAAAGGACCAACAGAUGAGUACAAGGAUAAUUUGCACAAGGUCAGCAAGUACCUGAGAGGAGAAGUGGGCGUCUUGUUCACAAACAAAACCAAGGAGGAGGUGCAAGAAUAUUUCACCAGUUUCCAAGAGGCUGAUUACGCGCGGUCUGGUAAUACUGCACAGAUGGCGGUGACGCUGGACGAAGGGCCGCUAGAACAGUUCACACACUCUAUGGAGCCUCAGCUCAGACAGUUAGGACUGCCCACAGCUCUCAAAAAAGGAGUGGUGACGCUGUUACAGGACUAUGAAGUGUGCAAAGAGGGAGAUACGCUCACUCCUGAACAGGCUCGUAUUCUGAAACUCUUUGGCAUCGAAAUGGCCGAAUUCAAAGUGACCAUUAAAUGCAUGUGGAACUCUGAGACUGGAGACUUUGAGACGUUGGCGGGGGAAGAAGAGGACAACCAGCAAAAAGAUGAUGACGAAGAGGAGGAGGAUGAAGAGUGAAGUGAAUAAAGCAGAGGACUAAGUGGGAAAUGGACUUUUCUCUCAGAAUUUGCUGAGCUUGUGCAAACAGAGACAUUCGAAACACGUUAUAUUUUUGUGUAUAUUUGUCUCAGUAUGUGAGCUCCAGACUCACCAUGAACAAUGUUGUACAUCACUGUAUUGUACAGUUUGUUUUUGUGAUCUUUCUCCUAAAUACUUUGCUAAAACUGCUGUGUGCUGUUCACAAACCCCAGAACUGCUCAGUUGUCACACCAUUACAAUAUUGUUUUUACAAAAAUAAGAGCUGAUUCACUAAGAUUUCUAAGCCUGAAGUAACUGGUUUACAGUGUGUUUUUGUGGUUUUCCUGUCAAAUUUCCAAAUAUAAACAUAUAUAUUGUUACAUGCAAUACAGAGUGCAUGUUUAUAUAAUGCUAAAUGUUAAAAAUUAAAAAAACAUGGUUGAAAUAUUC
Molecule: messenger RNA, 1164 nt
Organism: Colossoma macropomum (tambaqui)
Lineage: Eukaryota; Metazoa; Chordata; Actinopteri; Characiformes; Serrasalmidae
Gene: mrto4
Product: MRT4 homolog, ribosome maturation factor
Biological process (GO): ribosomal large subunit biogenesis; nuclear-transcribed mRNA catabolic process; rRNA processing
Cellular component (GO): nucleolus; preribosome, large subunit precursor
Molecular function (GO): RNA binding
Source: RefSeq, a predicted model, not a curated record